AUGUUCGAGAGCUUAUUGAAUACGAGUUUCAUGUGUGGGACUUUAUCAGAGUCCAAAGAACAAACUCACUUCUAUCAAACUGGUUUUGUAACAGAUCCUAUUAACGCACCAGAGGAUGACUUAAAACUAUACCCGAGAUAUCGUUUUCCUACACCUGCUAUGAAACGAAUAUCAAGCACCUUAAUCAACUAUCACAUGACAGCGACCGUAAAGAACCCCUUUAUCACCCCCAGUCUGCAGGAGCAAGCUGCAUUCUACAUUUUGCAUUUAUAUGGCUAUCGAAAAGUAAUCGUUCCCCCGGGUUGUCGGACAACUGCCGAACUUGUCAUUUCUGAGGACGAAUAUGAUGGGAAAUUUCGUGUGGAAACCAUUUUCUCAGGGACAAUCACUGUGCAUUUUCGCGACAAACGGGACGGCAGCGAUGUUUAUGUGAUCAAACUGAACGAUCUCAGUCGUGUGUUCACUGCCGAGCACGGAUUUCAGCCGGUCCCCGGUCAACCAGGCGCUGUCUGCUUUGUCAACGAAGGGCAUUGCCAUUGUCACUUUGGAAUCGGUCAACAAGUAGUGUUGCAUCAGGAACAAAUUUGA
Echinostoma caproni is the source of this 588-nucleotide messenger RNA. The record is from the annotation of a GenBank genome assembly. Lineage: Eukaryota; Metazoa; Platyhelminthes; Trematoda; Plagiorchiida; Echinostomatidae.